Molecule: messenger RNA, 663 nt
Organism: Vitis riparia (riverbank grape)
Lineage: Eukaryota; Viridiplantae; Streptophyta; Magnoliopsida; Vitales; Vitaceae
Product: cytolytic protein enterolobin-like
Exons: 3
Coding region: 1-663 (220 amino acids)
Source: RefSeq, a predicted model, not a curated record
AUGGCGAUGCUCAAACACUCCAAUUACGCCACAUCCAGCUCGAACACUAUGCAUGCUUAUGAAGGCUUCUACCUCCUUAUGGUUCUUGGCAAUAAUGGCUACUACCUCAGAACCUGGGCGAUCGAGGAACACCCAUAUCUAGAGUUUGCAUCAAGUGACAUUGGAGACCUGACUAUGGGGAACGAGAUAUGGGUUGACUCCGAUGAUUCCACCAUCAACAACUCGGAUACUUUGUUUUGGCCCGUUAGAGUUGACAAAAAUGUGGUCACUCUCCGCAACUUUGGUAACAACAAUUUCUGUAAUAGACUUAGUACUGAGGGCAAGACCAGCUGUCUCAAUGUCGGGGUCUCCACAAUUUCCAGGGAGGCACGCCUGGAGGUGAGAGAGCUUGUUUUAUCAAGAAACAUCUAUAAUGUCAAUUUUUGCCUCAUGGACGUCAGGAUCUACGACCAGAGGGUCAUCGUGAUGACUAUCGGAGACGCCAUUAACAUGAACCAAGAACCCCACACUCAACAGGUGAAGCUCUCGUAUACAGAGACUAAGAGCUGUACUUGGAACGGUAGUGUCUCAUCGAAGUUGGGUAUCCAAAUCACUAUAGAAAGCGGCGUUCCAUUCAUCACUGACGGCAAGUUAGAAAUUUCGUCCGAGUUUAGCGGUACAUAG